Perkinsus marinus ATCC 50983 is the source of this 669-nucleotide messenger RNA. RefSeq lists its product as hypothetical. The transcript has a single exon. Lineage: Eukaryota; Perkinsozoa; Perkinsida; Perkinsidae. The annotation marks the transcript as partial. The record is from RefSeq and is a predicted model, not a curated record. Gene Ontology annotation, molecular function: nucleic acid binding; zinc ion binding.
AUGUUGCUGAAUCCUACUUCGACACUGGCUGAAGCAACGAGGGGUAAAACCACAGGGUUCGACAGGGUACAGGUCAUGACGACGAUGACACAACGAGCUAGAGAGAAGAAGGGAUGCUAUCGUUGUGAAGGUUUGGGACAUGUAGCGCACAAUUGUGAUGCGGCUGCCCCUAAGGACGACGCCGCGAGAUGCCAGCUGUGUGGUGCCAAAUCACAUACCAAGGCUACAUGUCCCCGGAAAUCCCAAGCCUCAUCUAUCAACUGUAAACGAUGUGGUAAAACUGGUCACUACCCUGGUAUCUGUCAUGGUCAGAAAAGGCCACAUGUUGGCCUGGUCGGUAGAGGCGAGGGAUCUCGAGAGCGGAGAGUCGUUAAUAACACACUGGAAACUGCUAAGGAUGACGAACAGGAUCAGGGCGUGGACUUUACUGUCAUGAACCAGGCUUGCGAUACGAUGUGUACGACCUCUUCACAAACGAUCAAUGUGUCGAAAUACAUCUGCAAUGACCCAAAACUUGCCUCGGUUAUUGUUGGUGAAGUUCCGGCGUCUGGUUGCACUGGCAAUUGCUUCCGCACGGAAGCUCUCAUCGAUACAGGUGCCGGAGCCUCAUUUGUAUCACCCUCUCUGAUUGCGUUCGCCCUGAAGGAAGGAAUCGUAUCGGCCAAGCAG